AUGAAACAAACUUUUGAUACAGAUAAUCGAAGAGAUCUAGAUUUAUAUAAAUUGUUAAAACAGUGGAGAAUAUCAUUAAGUUUGACAAAAUAAUAUAAAGUAAUUUAUUAAAUGAAUGAAUGAAAUAGAGUACUAUAGAUAAAUUAUAGAGAAGUAUUUUAAGAGUCAUUUUUAAUUUUAUUAAUUUGACUCAAUAAGCAAUAAAUUUUCUAAUAAAAAACUUUGUGUCUUGUAAAUAGAAAAGUGAUUUGUUCAAAUUUUAAUAAGAGAUUAAAUAAAUAAUGAAAGCUAUUUUAGGCUACUUCCUAUUUUAUUUAAAAAAGGAUAAGCUGCAGUUAUAAUUAAUUAAACAUAAGUUAAAGUGA
Messenger RNA from Paramecium sonneborni, 365 nucleotides. NCBI's taxonomy places the organism in Eukaryota, Ciliophora, Oligohymenophorea, Peniculida, Parameciidae. The record is from the annotation of a GenBank genome assembly.